CACCGCGAGGCUCGGAGAGACUUCAGAGGCUGCCAGCAGAGCCUCUCCGGCACUCAAGGAUCACAACGGAGGGACCGGUCUCGGUCUCGCCCCCUUGUCCCUGGACCUGCCCGGAGUCUUUCGCUCUCUUCAUCAGCUCCUUGACAGCUGCUCUGGGGACCUUCUCCCAGAGGCCCCGCCAUGGGGGCAACUGUAACAGGGGGUGUUCCCUUACUGAGAGGCCCCCUGCUGUUGCUGGGGCUAAGUGCGCUUCUGGCCCCCGCCAGCUGUCUCGACAUGUCCCUCCAACGUCCCCGAGCGUCGGCUGAACUAGUGAUCCCCAAGGAAAUAAGCUCUCCGAUGUGGCACUCGGAGAUGUCCGGGCAGGUCUCUUACAGCCUGCAUAUCACAGGCAAGAAGCACACCUUGCACCUACUACCCAAGAAAAUGCUGCUACCCUGGCACCUACCCGUGUUCACCUACGUAGCCAAUGGUGUCCUGCAGGAGGAGGAUCCCUUCUUCCGGAAUGACUGCUACUACUACGGCUACAUGGAAGGGAUCCCCAAGUCCUUAGCUGCCCUCAGUACCUGCUUGGGUGGGCUCUGGGGGAUGCUUCAGGUAAACGAGAAACAUUAUCAAAUCCAGCCCGUUUCGUUUUCCUCCACCUUUGAACAUCAUCUCUAUCCGAUAGCAAACACGGGCGCUUCUAAUCUGACCCGUGCUUUAGCCAGAGGGGGGGUACAUGAGGACUUCUUCCAGGCCCAGAAAGCCACAUCGCCUUCACCCACAGCCACUUUUGAUGAUGUCCAUUCGCGCAGGCAGAAGGUGGAGAUGGGAGUUGUGGUGGAGAAGUUGCGGAACGAAUUCCGGAGCAUUAAUAAUACCGUGUUGCUCCAGGACAUGCUGUUCACACUCAACCUGGUGGACACGCUUUUUAUGCAGAUCAAGGCACACGCCUCUUUGUCCUCACUGGAAAUCUGGACCAAUCCUAGCCCUAUAAAUAUCGUUCAGAAGCUGCAGAAUAUUCUUCGUAAUUCUGCUGAACCCGAAAGUUGGAGCCCCGGGGAGGAGCAACUUUGUGAUUUAGUUCGUCUUUUCCAGCAGCAUAGUUCCCACCUUAUCUUUGGAGUAGACCCCAGGACUGCAAAAUGCAACCCUUAUCCCAGUUUGGCUUUUAAGGCUAACCGUGGAAUCCAGUUGAUCUUUUUCUCGGUCCUUGUUUCCUGUGAAACGAGGCAUGACUUAGGAAAGCCCAGUGAUGAGGAAAACUUGCACGGUCAAAGGAAACCUUGCCUCAUGGACAGUAGGGCCCAAACCUCUGGUUCCUCUGGCUGCACUUUGGAUAGUCAUCUGCCUUCAGUGGGCAGCAGGGCCAACUCUCUCAGUGGGAGCUCUGAGAAGAAGAUGGAAGAGCAGAUAUGUGGAAACAAAGUUAUGGAGGAAGGAGAGGAAUGUGACUGUGGCUCGGAGACAGAAUGCAGAAAAAAUCCCUGUUGUCAGCAAGGUUGUAUUCUUUCCAAAGGUGCCAAAUGUAGCACUGGACUAUGCUGUAAAGAUUGUAAGAUUCUCCCAGCUGGAAGGGUCUGUCGAGUACAGGCCAGUGAGUGUGACCUCCCAGAGUUCUGCAAUGGGACCUCAGGGUUUUGCCCAGAUGACAUAUACAAACAAGAUGGUACGCCAUGUAGUGGGAAAGGAUACUGUUACAAGAAAAGGUGUGGGAGCCAUCUUCAGCAGUGCCAGGCUCUGUUUGGGCAACAAGCUGAGAAUGCUCCCCGCCAAUGCUAUAAGGAAGUGAAUAGUCGAGGUGACCGGUUUGGUAACUGUGGACUUGAGCAAUUAUCAUUUUUCAAAGGCUGUAACACCCAGAAUAUUUUAUGUGGAAGAUUGCAAUGUGUCAAUAUUGACACCAUUCCUCAGGUACCUCACUAUUACACCCUGAUUCAAACUUACUUAAAAGAACCACUUGAAGAGGAAGGUCUCUUGUGCUGGGGAACAGCUUUUAACAAGACUGCAAAGGAGAAGGGUUUGAAUGAUCUUGGAGUUGUGCAAGAUGGCAGCUCAUGUGGGGAAAACAUGAUGUGUAUUAACAAGACUUGUCUCAACGUCUCCAGGAUCCACCAGGAUUGUGUCCCAGAGCAGUGCAACUAUCGAGGUGUGUGCAACAACAGAGGGAACUGCCACUGUGAUUUUGGAUGGGCCCCUCCUUUCUGUCAGGAUCCUGGCUAUGGAGGAAGCAGUGAUAGUGGACCAACAGCAAAUCUCGGGAGUGAGAUGAACACAAGUUUCAUAUCCUGGAGGACCUAUUUAAUUCGUGGUAGCAUUUGCUCAAGCUUUGUGAUGCUUAAAUGGGCUGUGAUAAUGCUGUAUAAAAAGAGAAAAUGUAAAAAACCUUAGGGAUAAAACUACGUAGGCAAUCAAAGAAGCCUAGUCCAAGAUCUCAUGAAAGACCCAGUCCAAUAUAUCAGAAAGCUAGCCCCUCAAGUGAGCCUUCAGGGUUAGUCUGCCAUCCAUUAGAAUUCUAGCAAUAUUACUUCAUGAAGGUGAUGAAGGUUUUUAGCACUGCUGUCUUCAUUGUUAUGCUAGAGCCCCUUGUUUCUCAAAAGCUCCAAGAAUGUGCUGCCCAUUUAACCCAUAUUAUUUUUUCCUUUUUCUGCUUUCUGCUUGAAAAAUAAAUGUGCUUUAUAUCUUGGAAUC
Trichosurus vulpecula (common brushtail) is the source of this 2673-nucleotide messenger RNA. Its product is annotated as disintegrin and metalloproteinase domain-containing protein 30-like. The coding region runs from base 181 to 2373 and encodes 730 amino acids. Gene Ontology annotation, molecular function: metalloendopeptidase activity. The transcript has a single exon. NCBI's taxonomy places the organism in Eukaryota, Metazoa, Chordata, Mammalia, Diprotodontia, Phalangeridae. Gene Ontology annotation, biological process: proteolysis. The record is from RefSeq and is a predicted model, not a curated record.